Drosophila guanche is the source of this 1004-nucleotide messenger RNA. RefSeq lists its product as uncharacterized. NCBI's taxonomy places the organism in Eukaryota, Metazoa, Arthropoda, Insecta, Diptera, Drosophilidae. Gene Ontology annotation, biological process: iron-sulfur cluster assembly. Gene Ontology annotation, cellular component: L-cysteine desulfurase complex; mitochondrion. The record is from RefSeq and is a predicted model, not a curated record. The transcript has 4 exons.
AUUUUUUGACGUCAUCAAGCGGCACAAAGUAAAGUAACCCGAAACCCCCAAUACACAGCGACAAAACGACAAUAACACGAUAUUAUCAAUUAAAACGUGCAUCAAAUUGCAACAAGCACGCGCCACUUGCCCACUCGCUGUCCCCUCUGCGCCACCUGCUCAGCAUAACAAGAUGUCAACACGUCGCCAGGUCAUCACGCUGUACCGAAAUUUGUUGCGGGAAUCGGAAGCUGCCCGCUUACAACUUUCGGUUCGUUUGUGAUGAAAUUGAACUCCGAACAUUGUCAUAUUGACACUUCGCGACACAUCCCGUGCCAACAAGGCCAUUCGAGACUUUGCUGAAAUUGAUCGUCAAAUGGAGGCGGGCAAACAGCAUCUGGAGCUAAUACGGCGGCAGCGACAAAACGACAAUAACACGAUAUUAUCAAUUAAAACGUGCAUCAAAUUGCAACAAGCACGUGCCACUUGCCCACUCACUGUCCCCUCUGCGCCACCUGCUCAGCAUAACAAGAUGUCAACACGUCGCCAGGCCAUCACGCUGUACCGGAAUUUGUUGCGGGAAUCGGAAAAGCUGCCCGCUUACAACUUUCGAAUGUACGCUGCUCGCAAGAUACGCGACACAUUCCGCGCCAACAAGGCCAUUCGAGACUUUGCUGAAAUCGAUCGUCAAAUGGAGGCGGGCAAACAGAAUCUGGAGCUGAUACGGCGGCAGGUCAUCAUCGGCCACCUAUACACGGCGGACAAGCUGGUGAUCGAGAACAAGAAGACACUCAGCCCCCUGGAUGAUUGAGGAUGCCGGAUGCCGCAUUGCUGCUUGUACAAAAGCCCUGCCCUGCUCGCAGAUAAAUAAUAUGUAUAUUUACAACUCGAAAGACUCGUUACACACAAUUCUAGUUGGAUAAAGCUUUUUGCCCAUUGUUGAUCUUAUGGAAGUCAAGUUACAUAUAUAGGCCUUAUUUUUGAACCACCAGUGAAGUGAAGGAAUCGCUAUCGUUUGCUAGCAA